This is a messenger RNA of Pyricularia grisea, 1374 nucleotides long. RefSeq lists its product as uncharacterized. The record is from RefSeq and is a predicted model, not a curated record. The transcript has 2 exons. Gene Ontology annotation, biological process: C-terminal protein methylation. Gene Ontology annotation, molecular function: protein C-terminal leucine carboxyl O-methyltransferase activity. Lineage: Eukaryota; Fungi; Ascomycota; Sordariomycetes; Magnaporthales; Pyriculariaceae. Bases 271 to 1374 code for a protein of 367 amino acids.
CGUCGUUAAGCGCGCACUCUUAGCCUUGCCGCCACUGCCUGCACUGCAUGAAAGUACAGGACUACGUCACUAAUGCAACCUCUACGGUUCAGGGGAAGCACAGGCAUCUUUCAGCCUCAAUCAAGCAAGCUCCUCACAGCAAGGCAUCAGGGAGCUCGAUCACCUACCUGGUUUAUUAAGCUUCUACAAAGCUACUAUAUUUAAUUUACGCACGACAACGGGGGCAUCAGCUGCAAGAAAAGAGUCGUCCCUUGGCAGUUGACUAAAAUCAUGUCUGCGCCGCCUUCUAUACCAAAUCUAUUCUCGCUCAGGGGAGCGCGGGGUGGUGGCGGAUUUCGACAACGGCGGGGCGGCGGCAGCGGUGUCACACAGUCGGCGGCCGGCCACGAUGCGACCAUUCAGGGUACAGACACUGAUGCCGCGGUCUCUCGGUCAAGCGCCGUUGGUCUUGGCUAUCUUGACGAUCCCUUUGCGCAGUAUUUUGUGCAGAAUGCCGUUGGUCCUUCGAGUCGCAGAUUACCGAUUAUCAACAGAGGCACUUACACACGCACCGCCGGCCUCGACGUUCUCGUCGAUCGUUUUCUCGGUUUAACCGAGGGUGACCAGCAAGGUCAGCAACCUCAACAGAGACAAAUAAUCUCACUCGGCGCAGGAACCGACACCAGGAGCCUGCGCCUUCUCAACCGACACGGUGCUGCUGGCAUCAUCUACCACGAGAUAGAUUUCCCUCUGAUCUGCGCCAAGAAGCUCAACAUCGUCAAGGCCACUCCCGCCCUGAGAAAUCUUCUCACCGACCCCCAGGUCGAGGACAAUGGCUCGUGGCUGUGCAGCACGCCCAAUGACGGCCGCUUCUGGUGCCACGGUCUCGACCUCAGGAAGCUCACACCCUCGCAGCAGCAGCCCGAUGCAUCGGUUGACAUCAAGGGUCUGAGGACAGACAUCCCCACUUUGCUCAUCUCGGAGUGUUGUCUUUGCUAUCUGCAGGUGUCCGAGGCCAAGAGUGUAAUCAAGUGGUUCACCGACCGGAUACCAAGCCUCGGCAUCGUCAUCUACGAGCCGACAAAACCGGACGAUCCGUUUGGCAAGACCAUGAUCUCCAACCUCGCGGCGAGGAGUAUUUCAAUGCCCACCCUGUCAAUCUACAGGCAGCCGGAAGACCAGGACACUCGGCUGCGGGAUGCGGGCUUCGAAAACGCUAGGCACAUGACUGUGAAUGAUAUCUGGUCGCAAUGGGUAGCCCCCCAGGAGAAGGAGAGGGUUGAUCGCCUUGAAGGACUGGAUGAAGUCGAGGAGUGGGACCUACUGGCUGGUCAUUAUGUUGUUGCAUGGGGAUGGAGAGGGCCAGGUUUCGAGCUAUGGGAACAUCUCAGGUAA